GCCUGGCGUCACAUGACCGGGGGUUCUUAUUGAGAAAUUUUGCGAACAGAUUAUCAGAUGACUACCAUGGAUUCCGAGUACAAGACGCUUAUCCGCGUUUUCAGUCCUUCGAUUGAAGAAGUCCUUGAAUCUAAGGAUAUUUUGCCAUUUUAUUCUCAUUGGCCCAUAGCCGAGUGUGAUACCAUUAGGUCAAAGCCCACGUUAGCUGAACGAGCGAGAGCGUUCAUCGCCUACCUGAUUCGUGAUGAGGAACCCUUUACCUCCGUAGAAUUCACGCAGUUCUUGGACGCGCUGAACGUGGCUGAGCCUGGCUAUGUUCCGCUCAGAAAAUUACUCCUCGGUGAAGACUGCCCUCACUUCGAUGUCUUCAUGAAGAUCCUCAGGAUCUUUGAGGCCGACAUUGAGCGACAUAUAGUUAUUGAUACGACACUGGUAAACCUGCUCAUGGAAGACAGAAUAGGCCUUCUCUCGGAGCACGAAAAGGAAGAGGUGUUAGAUUUCGUGGACAGAGGACGCAAAAGAGAUGGUCUUUUUGUCCUGUUGCGAUGUCUACCUCGUAGGAAGGAAAAUUGGCCAGACUUGUUCAUGCGUGCGCUCCGGGAGACAGGGAAUGAGAUGACCAUGAGCGUCUUGUUUGGUGUCGACCACGAGGAUGACGAGGCAUUUGCAACUCACAACAUUCGCCGAAAAACCGAAGACUUGAAAUACAACUGCCACCCAGAAUGUCUCCGAAGCUUAGGUGAUGGCCGGGAUGAACCUGAUGCUGAAGAUGUGCUCGUGGACAGCACUGCCCGGUUGGCCUUAGACGAGAACCAAGAGACUCGUGUUAAAACGCCUGUCAGUCUGACCAUCCCAAAUCAGAGACAAGCUGCUGGUGAGACCUCCAGUCCUGACAGUUUGAAUAUGCUGAAACAGCCAGUUGAGGAGACCGGGGUACCGCCUACGUCCACCAGUGGCAACACCUUAUCCAUGAAUGUCAACUUUGAGUCCGUUGGUGAGGAGGCAUUAGGAGCAAUGGCUGCCGCGCCAGGAGGCAAUCGUAGAGAAGACCAAAUGUCAGCAGCUGCUUCGGAUGCUCCGGAGACUUUCGAACUUCGUGCCUACCAGGAUGAGCUGGCCGGCCCAGGGAAGGCAGGAAAGAACUCGAUUAUAUGUGCCCCGACGGGAAGUGGAAAGACCCAUGUUGCUUUGGCCAUUACUGAGAGCCAUUUGAAAAGAUCUCCACGAGGUGGCAAGGAAUGCGUCCUCUUCCUCGUGGACACGGUCCACCUGAUGGACCAGCAGCUGAAUGUCUUCAAACCGCACCUACCCACCUCUUGCAACCCAGUCGGGAUGAGUGGGGGCCAUUCAGAUACAGCGGUCGGUCUGGCACAUAUGAUGAGAGUCAGCAAAGUCAUCGUUCUAACUGCUCAGAUUCUUCUGAAUUCUUUGGAGGUCGACCCUGACCACGAAUCGGAUGUUGUAUCGAUCUCGGAUAUUUCUUUAUUGAUCUUUGACGAGUGUCAGAACACGACCAAGAAUCAUUGCUACAACCAGAUCAUGAAGCACUACUUGGAACACAAGUUGAAAAAUAGAGCCAACCUUCCUCAGAUCGUUGGUCUGACUGCAUCCCUGGGUGUCGGCCAUGCGUCCACGACAGCUGGCGCUGUGAAACACAUCGAAAAGGUCUGCGCCAAUCUCGACAGCACCGAAAUAUGUGUCGUCAAGAGGAACAUUGAGGAGCUCCGCGAGUAUGUGGCCACGCCUGAAAUGGAACUGAAGACCGUGCCUACUAGAACCAAGGACCCAUGCAAACUUAUCAUAAGCCAGCACAUGGAGGGGAUUCAUGCGAGGAUGAGCGUCCAACCAGAGUUGUACAAAAUGCAAGAGGAGCACAAGUCUAAAAUACAGGGUCUGCUGCAGAGCAUCCCUACAGAUUUCAGCAGUGAAGCGUACACCAUGUGGUGUGCCAACAUGGGAAAGACGGUACCUUUAGUCUUCGACCAAAUGCUCAGGAAACCAUUCUGGACAUACCACGCUCAUCUGAAGAUUUACCAUGAUGCGCUGAACAUCAACGCCGGAGUGAGGACCAAAGACGCCCUCGAAUACAUGAACCAGAAGAUGAGUAUCCUUCAGACGCAGGGCAUGAAAGAUGAAGUCGAUAACUGGCUUGAGGGAAAAUUCAAAGAGAUCAUCACACAAAUGAAGCCAAUCGUGGACGACCCAGACCUGGAGAACCCCCUCCUCAAGGAAUUGCGUGAAAAGAUUCUCUCCUAUUCAUCUAAAGUAGCUGACUGUCGUGGGAUCAUCUUUGUGCAGACUAGGGCUGCGACUGAGCGACUGAAGAGCUGGAUGGAAGAGGACAGUCAGAUGGUGUCCUUGAGACCAGGCGUCAUCAUUGGGACCCAGGACAUGACGCAGAACAUGCAGAUUGACGUUGUGAAGUUGUUUCGUGACGGAAAGCAUAAGGUCCUCAUUGCCACCUCUGUUGCUGAGAAAGGGCUUGACAUUCAGCAAUGUAACUGGGUCAUCAAGUACCUCCACACAACCAAUGAGAUAGCACUGGUCCAGGCAAAAGGACGUGCUCGGAUGAUGGACAGUCGCUUCAGUGUGGUUGCUCCUGAAGCCUCUGGCAAGGUGGAGAAAGAGAAGCUCAACCUCCUACGCGAAGUGAUGAUGAAUGAAGCAGUGGAUGAAGUAUCACGGAUGAAAACAGAAUAUCUGCACUGGGAAAAGAGGAUUCUGACUAUCCAAAAGGAGGAACUGCUACGUCAGAUGAUGGAGGAACGCGAGAAGAAACAGCGCCCAAUUAUGUCAGAUGAGUACAGCAUCCAUUGCAGGAAGUGUGACAUGUUCAUCACUGUUUCGUCAGAUCUUCGGGUCUACCAGAAAUCCCACUACACUUCUAUUCGGAAGGACUUGGACACUGCCUAUGAAGUGAAACCACAUCCCAGGCCAGUAAAGCUGUACGACUUCGAGAAAACUGGUAAGGUGCACUGCAAGAAAUGCGGUUUGGAUUGGGGGAUCAUGGCUAAGCUUGUGGGCCAGGAGAUGCCCCUGUUAAAGCCAGAGGGUUUGGUCUUUGUGGAUGUGAACGGCAAGCGGAGCAUCAUCAGUAAAUGGAAGAAGUUUAAGUAUACCGUUCCACAGAUGGAUUUCAAUGACAUGUACAACUUGUAAAACCUAGUCAUGUAACUCAUAGAACGGGACUUGGACGCUAAAAAUAUACAUUUUUGCUUGUUGGAUUUACAUAAUUUUUGAUAUGUUCCUUCUUAUAAUUUGGUCGUGUGAUUAAGUGUUGUGACUUGUUGCUUUCAAUCAUUCAACUAUACAUGUACAUCGAAAAGACAAAAAAAUCAAUAUAUUUGGUUAACGACAAAGAAUAAGAAAUGUACUUAGCAUGCAUUUAUUUCUUCCUGAUUAUGUAAAAAAUCUCGUCAUUUAAGUUACGUCAAAAGCCUGUUACAUGCACUCCAAAUUAAUAGGUUUUUGAUUACAAUGAUCAUCUCACCUUCUUACCGGUGAAGUUGGUCUCCUUGAUCCUUAUUCCGAGUAAGCAAGCUCGGAGAAAGCUAUUUGGACUGAAAGCCUGUAUGAGAAUAUGGAAUACUGGUAACUAACUGAGAGUACAGUACGAGCCACAUCGAGACGAGUUCACCAACCCAUGUUAAGAUGGCGCGGACAGUCCGUAUAAAGGACUUGUCUCCCAAGAAGUUUUAAUUCAUUGCAUGACUGCCGUUGGAAACUGAAUACUUGUCAAGGCAGCUACAGAUUCUGCGACCGAUACCGCUAACGUAGUACAUGUACAUGUAUAUAGAUGUACCAGGGAUACCAGUGCGGUAUUCCACGGGUGAUCUAUUCCAAUCGUAAUAGAGAUCUAGGUCUCUCUAGUUACCGCCGUAAAUCCAAAAAUACUGCGUGGGGUAUGACCUUGAUUCAAGGGAGGUUUAUCAGCUGCCCUGAAUAAAAGAAGACUUUGACUAAAUUUUAUGACUGUCUUCAGUACUUUAAAUGGAUGUCACUUUUUUACCUUCGACUUUCUGUCGAUGUCGCGGUGAGUGUAAUGUGAAUGGUUUUUGUCGUACACAAUGUGUCUUUAAUUUCUUGUCUUUUUCAAGUUUCUGGUGUCUGAAUUCUACGUGGGUUUUUUAAUUCUUAUAAAUCCACACAAACACACAUAUUCAGGUCAAGAGAAGAUAUCAUCGGGAAAUGAUCAGCAGAUAAGGCUGACUGACAGAAAUAUUCAGAAAAAUAAAGAGCUCUCUUUUUGAGCUGUCAAUCACCCACCACUGUUUAGAAGUGAUUGGUGGUACUAGGCUGGUGAUCUCUUCGUUUUCUUUUCUCUCAAACCACAGGCCUAAAUUCAUUUUGGUACUUCAUGUACAUGUGUAUGCUCCUUUGCGAAAUAUAAAUCAGCGCCACAGUCGGCAGAACUUAUGACUAGGAGUACAUAUUUAUAGACAAGCCGCUUGUGAUAAAUUAUUUCAUUUGUAAUUCAGGUCAAAUUUCGAAUAUAUCAACAAUAUGAGCUGAAUAUAAAAGUGAUAUGUAUAAAGUCGGACCUAUCCAGUAAUAGCUUACCUAUUGACUCGAUUAUUGUUGAAUAAUUCUUUGAGUGAUAGGCCGCAAGAGUAGUCUUAGGCGAAAUGCUCUAGUCACAUGUAACAUACUUUCUGUUUGCUUGUUGUCAUGCAGUGUAAAGGCCUAUUCGUCAGUCAUGCUGAAUGCACAUAACCCGAAGCGAAGAUAUUGAUUGAACCAUAUCAAUAAUUCCUUUUUCGAUGUAUCAAAGAAGAAAAAGGUGGUUCGAUUGGCUUGUGACCACAGUUGCGACAGCACCCAUUUCACGAUAAAUUGUGUAACAAAACGAAAUUUUCCGGUUUUUUAAAAUAAACAGAAGUUGUGCAUCAUUUACGACUCCCGGCAACUCCAGCUUCGAGAGUCAGUUACAGUCGUCUGAUGACAUCUGCGAUUCGUUAUUCAACAUUAAACUACGAGUAAAUAGGAUACGCCCUGUAUGUAUUACAUGCAAUAGAAAAGCAGAAUAAAACGCCAAAAA
This is a messenger RNA of Lineus longissimus, 5038 nucleotides long. Its product is annotated as antiviral innate immune response receptor RIG-I-like. NCBI's taxonomy places the organism in Eukaryota, Metazoa, Nemertea, Pilidiophora, Heteronemertea, Lineidae. Gene Ontology annotation, cellular component: cytoplasm. The transcript is spliced from 15 exons. Gene Ontology annotation, molecular function: nucleic acid binding; ATP binding. The coding region runs from base 58 to 3159 and encodes 1033 amino acids. The record is from RefSeq and is a predicted model, not a curated record.